Messenger RNA from Aspergillus aculeatinus CBS 121060, 1191 nucleotides. Its product is annotated as putative protein kinase. Lineage: Eukaryota; Fungi; Ascomycota; Eurotiomycetes; Eurotiales; Aspergillaceae. Gene Ontology annotation, biological process: spliceosomal complex assembly; protein phosphorylation; regulation of mRNA processing. The coding region runs from base 1 to 1191 and encodes 396 amino acids. Gene Ontology annotation, molecular function: ATP binding; protein kinase activity. The transcript is spliced from 5 exons. The record is from RefSeq and is a predicted model, not a curated record.
AUGAAGCGAGCCGGGCGAAUCGCUUGGACUAAUGCUUGCCUUCCCGGUGCUCGCAGGUGUUUUGCUACGUCUCUACCCUCCACUUCUUGCUGUCGUCGUACUUCCCUACAGUCAGCUCUGAGAACUACAGCGGUGCCGCGUCGAACAGUAAUGUCGUCGGCGCAGUGGACAUGCACCCCGAGAGUGUUUCCCACCUCGGGAGUCAAGUUGCUGGACCAGUCCGCCGAGCUUGACGAGGAGACACUGCCGAAUUACCAACCCGAGAAAUACUACCCAGUCACCCAGGGUGAAGUACUCAAUGAUCGGUAUCAAACCCUUGCCAAACUAGGAUACGGAGUCACUUCCACAGUUUGGCUGGCGAAAGACUUAGUUGCAUCGACAUAUGUGGUUCUAAAGGUUUACGUCACGGGCCAGAACCGGGACCUUGAGCGAGAACUAGACAUUUACAAGCACAUUAAUUCGGUGGAAGCACAACACCCCGGGAAAAACUUCAUUCGUAAACUUCUCAACUAUUUUUAUCUCCAGGGCCCUCAUGGCUGUCACGCCUGUCUUGUUCACGAGCCUCUCGGAAUGACUGCAGAUUUUCUACCUGCUAUCCGACAGCUACUCGUCGCCCUGGAUUUCCUGCAUUCAGAGUGCCAUAUCAUCCAUACAGAUCGAACAAUCUACAGGCCUUUAGGUUUUCUUUCUCCAGGCGGAAGGCCAAUUCUCGCUGAUUUUGGAGAAGCUCGAUUUGGCGAUGAAAAGCAGAAUGGCGAUAUUAUGCCGAAUGUUUAUAGAGCUCCGGAAGUGAUUUUAAGGUCGAGCUGGGACUAUAAGGUAGAUAUAUGGAAUAUUGCUAUGGUUGCCUGGGAUAUUGUCAGCUCUCGCACCCUGAUCAAUGGCAAAAAUCCAGAUGGCAUAUUUGAUGAUCGGGUCCAUAUAGCAGAACUGAUUGCUCUGCUAGGCCCUCCGCCCCCCGAAUUCCGGGAACAGAGACACCUCAGCUCAGCCUUCUGGGAUAAGUCGGGGAAGUGGAAGGAGGUUGCCUCUAUUCCAGAUAUUACCCUCGAGAGCCUGGCCUCGGAGGUGGACAGGGAAGAUAAAGAGGGGUUUUUCCGGUGGCUCCGGAUGGCCUUGCAGUGGAACCCCGACGACCGGCCCACGGCUUUGGAACUCUUGUUCGACGAGUGGAUGAUGAAGGGGCUUUGA